AUAAUUUCUGCUCUCAUUUUGAGUUUGAUCAGUGUAUUAUAAAUGCGUCCUGUAAUAAUGAUGUUGUGUUUGUCUUCAGAUGUUGACCAUGAGAGCACAGAUGGAUGUGAUCUGCUGUAAAUCAGUAGGAACGGAUCUGUCCAUGCUGGAUAUUGAGGAUUUCAUCACUGAAAUCUGUCAGCUGAAGAAAGAGGUGGCGUCACUGGAGGCAAAGCUGAGAGAAAGAGGAGACAAACCCAACAGAGAGGAUCUGGAGAAGGUUUCAGUGUGUGUGACUGAUGGGACAGAAGCUCAGGAUUCAGUCUGGAGAUCCAGAGACACACAGGACUCAGAGCUCAGCCUCACUUUACUGUGUUAUACUGAUGCUCAGGAUCAUGGAUCCGCUGAUCAAACCUCUGACUGUAACGCUGGAGAACAGCAGAUGAAGAUGUGCUCCGUCAAACUGGAGGACUGCAGGAGCCUGAUAGAGAGACGAGGAGAAGAAACCACAGCAGAGGAACAACAACAGAGCCAUGAGGAGGAGGAGGAUGAUGAAGAUGAUGAUGAAGAGAGAGAUGGGGAUGAUGAGUUUCCUCCUGCAGGUGUUUCUUCCUUUCUUUUGUUGUUUUUCCUGACACUUGAAUGUCUUUCAUUAGACGUGGAGCAGAACCUCUGCAUUAGUUCUUCCCGUCAGUCCCAUAGAGGCUGUGCUGUCGGUACCGGGAAGAGAAAUGAUUAG
Messenger RNA from Rhinichthys klamathensis goyatoka, 718 nucleotides. RefSeq lists its product as uncharacterized. The transcript is spliced from 2 exons. Bases 80 to 718 code for a protein of 212 amino acids. The record is from RefSeq and is a predicted model, not a curated record. NCBI's taxonomy places the organism in Eukaryota, Metazoa, Chordata, Actinopteri, Cypriniformes, Leuciscidae.